Didymodactylos carnosus is the source of this 2142-nucleotide messenger RNA. Lineage: Eukaryota; Metazoa; Rotifera; Eurotatoria; Philodinida; Philodinidae. The record is from the annotation of a GenBank genome assembly.
AUGACCACCUCGGCAGAUCCUGAUAAUGCUGUCAUUUCUUAUUCUAAUGUAGCCGCAAUUAGUGCAGGAAUAGCAUUAGUAGCGGCGGGUGCAGUCUAUUCGAAUUACAGAGCCAUAGUAAAUAAUUUAUCAUCAUUGUUGGUUGAUAAAUCAACAGAAAUGACCAAUAACAUUGACUGGAAUAAUAUGACUGUUCCAGCUGUAGAACAAGGCUAUUCACAAGCAAGAGUCUCCUGUCAAUUAGGCAGCCGUCAACUGGCUGCGAUUGGUAAAUGCGAACAUGAUGAUCGUCAAUUCCAAACAUUUUAUGAAGGGUUUAUGAUUGGAAAAGACAUAGCGAAGACGAUAGGUGAUGGAAGAUGUCUAGGCUAUCGUCAAAAUAGAGAAUCGCCGUAUGAGUGGCUGUCGUAUGAUGAAACUGAACAAGGAGCGAAUGAAAUUGGCAGCGGUUUAAUUCAUAUUGGCGACAAGUUUGGUCAAAAAACAUUUAUAGGAAUCUAUGCUGUGAACAGUGUUGAAUGGAUGAUGACAGCAGUCGCCUGUCAUUUUCAAUCUAUGAUUUAUGUUCCACUAUAUGAUACAUUAGGAGAAGCUGCUAUUAUACAUAUUAUUAAUCAAACUCGUUUAAGCACGAUUUUUAUUGAUAAACCGGACAACGUGUUGAAUCUGUUGAAGUUGAAAUCCAAGAUAGAAUCCUUAAAACGUUUAGUUAUUACGAGAACAAUGCCGGCUGACAAAGAAUCUGAAAUUCGAAAACGGGCGACGGAAGCUAAUCUCGAACUCUUGAUGUUCAACGACUUAAGGAAUAGUGGACGAGAUCAUCCGUCACCUCAUCAUCCACCUAAGCCAGAUGACGUGUUUGAAAUAUGUUAUACAAGUGGUACGACUGGUUUGCCAAAAGGAGCGAUGUUAACAAACAAAAAUAUCGUCGGUCUUGUAGAAGCGGCAGCAGAGUUUUUCAGACCAAUAUUUACUCAGCAGGAAACAGUCAUUUCAUAUUUACCAUUAGCACACAGUUAUGAACAAUCUAUUGAGUUAUUUUGUUUGUGUUAUGGCCAUAAAAUUGGUUAUUAUCUCGGCGAUGUUCGUCAGUUGGCUGAUGAUUUACAAGCAUUGAAACCAACAUUAAUGCCCUGUGUGCCACGUUUAUUAAAUCGAAUGUAUGAUAAUAUUCAAACAACAAUCGGACAUUUAGGUGUUUUAAAACGUUCAUUAUUUCGAUGUGCAUAUUCUUCUAAAACCGCGGAAGUACAAAAUCAUCGUGUCAAUCGUCAUCUUCUAUGGGAUAAAGUAGUAUUUAAACAAAUUCAACAACGUCUUGGUGGAAACAUGAAACUAAUUGUUAGUGGUGCUGCACCGUUGUCACCAAAAAUAUUAGAGUUUUUAAAAAUAGUUUGUGGCGCAUACGUUGUCGAAGGUUAUGGACAAACAGAAUGUUGCGGUAUAUCAUCAUGCCAAGUACCUGGUGACUCAUCAGUGGGAAAUAUUGGUGUUCCAUUACUUUGUAAUAUGAUUAAAUUGUGCGAUGUGCCCGAUAUGGAGUAUUAUGCAAAAGAUAAUAUUGGAGAAUUAUGUAUCAAAGGUUCGAAUGUAUUUGCCGGUUAUUAUAACGAUGAAGAAAAAACGAGAGAAGUUAUAGAUAAUGAUGGAUGGUUACAUACCGGUGAUAUUGCCACGUGGAUAAAGACUGGACAAAUUCAAAUAGUCGAUCGAAAGAAACAUAUGUUUAAAUUAGCUCAGGGUGAAUAUCUUGCGCCGGAACGUUUAGAAAAUGUUUAUGUUCAAUCCAAAUAUGUUGCACAAGUGUAUGUGCAUGGUAACUCUUACAAAAGUUUUACGGUAGCCAUUGUUGUUCCUGAUAGUGAAGUUUUGCUGAAAUAUGCAAGGAGUGAAAAUAUGCCAACUGAUUUGGUGGAAUUAUGUAAACGAAAGGAUAUUAAAGAACUUAUUUUCAAUGAUAUGCGAAAUUUAGAAAAGAUAAAUGAGUUAAAAGGAUUUGAAAAAGUUAAAGAUAUUUAUCUUCACCCGGAGUUGUUCAGUAUAGAAAAUAAUUUGUUAACACCGACAUUAAAGUCAAAACGCCCGGAAUUAGCCAAAUAUUUUGAUAAUCAAAUUGAAGAAAUGUAUAAAACAAUCGAUUAA